Molecule: messenger RNA, 2024 nt
Organism: Maniola jurtina (meadow brown)
Lineage: Eukaryota; Metazoa; Arthropoda; Insecta; Lepidoptera; Nymphalidae
Gene: Mccc2
Product: probable methylcrotonoyl-CoA carboxylase beta chain, mitochondrial
Exons: 1
Coding region: 200-1873 (557 amino acids)
Biological process (GO): L-leucine catabolic process
Cellular component (GO): mitochondrion; methylcrotonoyl-CoA carboxylase complex
Molecular function (GO): methylcrotonoyl-CoA carboxylase activity
Source: RefSeq, a predicted model, not a curated record
GCUUAUGUAAAUAUUACAUCAAGCCACUUACAAUUCACAUUAUCGUUCCAUUAUUCAAGUUUUUAUCAACUAAGGUCAAACCAUACGACGAAAUUUGUUUUCGUAUUUAAUCGCUUUGAUAACGGUAUACGUUAUCGUCAGUAGUCCACAGCAAACUCGUCGGUCGGUCGUGUAUAAAUGCGUAAUUUAUAAAGUGAAAAUGUUAAAUCUAGUAAGAGGAAUACGGCGAUUGAAUGCCCAAUGCCGGCGGUACAGCUAUGCAACAGUGAUAGGAAGCGAGCCGAACAAAAAUGACCCAUACUACCAAGAAAAUAAAGCUAAAAUGGACGAACUGGUAGAGGAGCUUCGGCAGAAAACAAAUGACGCUAUCAAAGGCGGACCCGAAGAGGCGGUAAAGAGGCACACGGCGAGAGGAAAAUUGCUCGUGAGAGACAGGAUUAACCGGUUAGUGGACGAAGGAAGCGACGUUUUAGAAUUGAGCACGUUGGCCGCCACCGACAUGUACAAAGGUCAGGUUCCGUGCGCCGGCAUAGUUACAGCUAUCGGCAAAGUUCAAGGUCGGGACUGCAUGAUCGUUGCGAACGACGCUACCGUUAAAGGAGGGACCUAUUUUCCUAUGACGGUGAAGAAGCAUUUGCGCGCGCAGGCAAUCGCAGAGGAGUGUCGGCUUCCGUGCAUUUACCUCGUCGACUCCGGAGGUGCUCAUUUACCAGAUCAAGCUGACGUUUUCCCCGACAGGGAGCAUUUCGGACGAAUUUUUUAUAACCAAGCGAACAUGUCCGCCGAAGGCAUCCCGCAAAUAUCUGUAGUGAUGGGAUCGUGUACCGCCGGAGGUGCUUAUAUUCCCAGUAUGUCGGACGAAAGUAUUAUUAUUAAGAACCAGGGUACAAUUUUUCUAGCCGGCCCACCGCUCGUGAAAGCGGCCACAGGAGAGUCCGUAUCGGCUGAGGAUUUAGGAGGUGCUGAUCUACACUGCAGACAAUCUGGGGUAACUGAUCACUACGCUCAAGACGACGAACACGCCUUACAUUUAGCUAGAAAUGUAGUCGCUAACCUGAACUGGAACAAUGAUAAAAGCGCCAGAAAUAAUCCACUAAAAGUUGACGAGCCGUUACAUGACAUCGAAGAGUUGCAUGGCAUCGUCGGCGCAAACAUUCAAAGACCUUUCGAUAUCCGAGAAGUAAUUGCCAGAAUAGUAGACGGGAGUAGGUUUCACGAAUUCAAACAGCUUUACGGAGACACAUUAGUGUGUGGAUUUGCAUCGAUAUAUGGUCAGCCUGUGGGCGUUAUAGGCAAUAAUGGUGUUUUGCAAUCAGAAGCCGCUUUAAAAGGUUCGCACUUCAUACAACUCUGUGCUGCUCGUAAAAUACCGCUUCUGUUUCUUCAAAAUAUCACCGGUUUUAUGGUUGGCAGAGAAGCCGAGGCAGGUGGAAUUGCUAAGAAUGGCGCAAAAAUGGUAACAGCUGUGAGCUGUUUUAAAGGACCUAAAGUAACUAUUUUAAUAGGUGGCAGCUUCGGAGCUGGCAACUAUGGAAUGUGUGGAAGGGCUUACUCCCCAAGUUUCCUUUAUAUGUGGCCUAAUGCUAGGAUCUCUGUGAUGGGUGGGCCUCAAGCUGCUACCGUUUUAUCAUUAGUCGCAAAAGAGAAGGCUUUAAGGGAUAAGAAGACUUGGACUGACGAAGAUGAGAAGAAAGUGAGAGCACCAUUGGAAGCUACAUUUGAAAAAGAAGGUCGACCAUAUUUUAGUACCGCUCGGUUAUGGGACGAUGGCAUAGUGGCUCCAAGAGACACAAGAAAAAUAAUAGGACUUAGUUUAUCGACUGCUUUGAAUGCCCCAUUCAGAGACAGUAAAUUCGGUGUAUUCAGAAUGUGAGCUAUACGUAUGAUAAUUAAGUGAGUGUGUGAUAAUUAUUGUGGGACAACGAUAAAACAUUUUAACGUGAUAAUAAUGACAGACUUUAGUAACAUGUAAUUUAAUUUGUGUUUGAUUGCGCUAUCAGUUAUUAUAUUUAGUUAUUACACAA